Messenger RNA from Dipodomys spectabilis (banner-tailed kangaroo rat), 1545 nucleotides. It is a transcript of the gene Fscn2, whose product is annotated as fascin actin-bundling protein 2, retinal. Gene Ontology annotation, biological process: establishment or maintenance of cell polarity; cell migration; actin filament bundle assembly. The record is from RefSeq and is a predicted model, not a curated record. The transcript has 5 exons. NCBI's taxonomy places the organism in Eukaryota, Metazoa, Chordata, Mammalia, Rodentia, Heteromyidae. Gene Ontology annotation, molecular function: actin filament binding; protein-macromolecule adaptor activity. Bases 1 to 1545 code for a protein of 514 amino acids. Gene Ontology annotation, cellular component: actin cytoskeleton; cytoplasm.
AUGCCGACCAACGGCUUGCACCAGGUGCUGAAGAUCCAGUUUGGCCUCCUCAACGACACCGACCGCUACUUGACGGCAGAGAGCUUCGGCUUCAAGGUCAAUGCUUCUGCGCCCAGCCUCAAGAGGAAGCAGAUCUGGGUCCUGGAGCCCGACCCCGGGCAGGGCCCAGCUGUGCUCCUCCGAAGCAGCCAUCUGGGCCGCUACCUGUCGGCCGGAGAGGACGGGCGAGUGACCUGUGAGGCGGAGCACCCGGGCCGUGACUGCCGCUUUCUGGUCCUGCCCCAGCCCGACGGGCGGUGGGCGUUACGGUCGGAGCCACACGGCCGCUUCUUCGGCGGCACCGAGGACCGGCUCUCCUGCUUCGCCACAGCCAUCUCCCCGGCGGAGCUGUGGACGGUGCACCUGGCCAUCCACCCCCAGGCGCACCUGCUGAGCGUGAGCCGGCGGCGCUACGUGCACCUGUGCCGGCAGGACGACGAGAUGCUGGCGGACGGCGACAUGCCGUGGGGUGUGGACGCGCUGCUCACGCUCAUCUUCCGGAGCCGGCGCUACUGCCUCAAGUCCUGCGACAGCCGCUACCUGCGCAGCGACGGCUGCCUGGUCUGGGAGCCCGAGGCCCGCGCCUGCUACACGCUGGAGUUCAAGGCCGGCAAGCUGGCCUUCAAGGACUGUGAGGGCCGCUACCUGGCGCCCGUGGGGCCGGCGGGCACACUCAAGGCCGGCCGCAGCGCGCGGCCUGGGAAGGAUGAGCUCUUCGACCUGGAGGAGAGCCCCCCGCAGGUGGUGCUGCUGGCCGCCAACCACCGCUACGUCUCCGUGCGGCAAGGGGUCAAUGUCUCAGCCAAUCAGGAUGAAGAACUGGACCAUGAGACCUUUCUGAUGCAGAUUGACCAGCAGACAAAGAAAUGUACCUUCUAUUCCAGCAUUGGGGGCUACUGGGCCCUGGUCACCCACGGGGGAAUUCAGGCCACAGCCACACAAGUCUCUGCCAGCACCAUGUUUGAGAUGGAAUGGCGUGGCCGCCGCGUGGCUCUCAAGGCCAGCAACGGGCGCUACGUGUGCAUGAAGAAGAACGGGCAGCUGGCGGCUGUCAGCGACUUUCCGGGGACAGGGCCGCGGGGGUGGGCGAGCUCCUCGCCCCUCGCCGGCGCCCGUCUCACGCCACCUCCCGCAGGCGCAGACGAGGAGUUCGUCCUCAAGCUCAUCAACCGGCCGCUCCUGGUGCUCCGCGGCCCCGACGGCUUCGUCUGCCACCGCCGCGGCUCCAGCCAGCUGGACACCAACCGCUCCGUCUACGACGUCUUCCGCCUGGGCUUCCGCGACGGCGCCUACCAGAUCCGAGGCCGCGGAGGGUUCUGGAACACCGGCAGCCACGGCUGCGUGCGCAGCGACGGCGAGCGGGCCGAGGACUUCCUGUUCGAGUUCCGCGAACGCGGGCGCCUGGCCAUCCGCGCGGGCAGCGGCCGGUACCUGAGCGGGGGCGCGGCGGGGCUGCUGCGCGCCGACGCCGAGGCGCCCGCGGGCGCCGCGCUCUGGGAGUUCUGA